Messenger RNA from Ailuropoda melanoleuca (giant panda), 417 nucleotides. Its product is annotated as polyadenylate-binding protein 4-like. The record is from RefSeq and is a predicted model, not a curated record. Gene Ontology annotation, molecular function: RNA binding. The transcript has a single exon. The annotation marks the transcript as partial. NCBI's taxonomy places the organism in Eukaryota, Metazoa, Chordata, Mammalia, Carnivora, Ursidae.
GUGGUGUGUGAUGAGAACGGCUCUAAGGGUUAUGCCUUUGUCCACUUCGAGACGCAAGAGGCUGCUGACAAGGCCAUCGAGAAGAUGAACGGCAUGCUCCUCAAUGACCGCAAAGUGUUUGUGGGCAGAUUCAAGUCUCGAAAAGAGAGGGAAGCUGAGCUGGGAGCCAAAGCCAAGGAGUUCACCAAUGUUUACAUCAAAAACUUCGGGGAAGAGGUGGAUGACGAGAGUCUGAAAGAGCUGUUUAGCCAGUUUGGUAAGACCCUAAGUGUCAAGGUGAUGAGAGAUCCCAGUGGGAAAUCCAAAGGCUUUGGCUUUGUGAGUUACUGGAAACACGAGGAUGCCAAUAAGGCCGUGGAAGAGAUGAAUGGAAAAGAAAUCAGUGGGAAAGUGAUUUUUGUAGGCCGUGCACAGAAG